Molecule: messenger RNA, 3905 nt
Organism: Xyrichtys novacula (pearly razorfish)
Lineage: Eukaryota; Metazoa; Chordata; Actinopteri; Labriformes; Labridae
Source: the annotation of a GenBank genome assembly
GAGCGACACGGAACGAACAGUAAACUCAUCCGGAAAUAAUUUCUGGUGGGACUAGCGGAAGGGGAAGUGCGUCAAAUGUGUUACAGGCGAAGUUAUGUAGCAACAACGUUUUUGAGUUGCUUUUGUGUUUACGCGCCGAUGUAAAGUUUCUUUCUUUAACAACAAAAGGGAGAACAAAAGUGAAUAGUUUGAAGGAUGGCAAAAGAGAAGCGGCACAGGAAGAGGGACUGUUCACCGGAGAGAGAGUCCAGAGUGAAGAUAAAAGAGGAGAAAGCCAGUCCGGUUAGGCCGCAGACAUCAGGCCGCUCACGGUCCAGUUCACACGACAAACCGAGUCCACAGAGGAGGAAAACAAGCAGGUACCAUGAUAGAAAGCUGUCAGAUCACUACGAUGCUCUUCAUCAACACUUGUUUUUAACCCUUUCAGAUACCAUAGUUGUUGUUUUUUUCUUGACCGCUUUAAACGCUGAAUUCAGACCCCCGCUCGUUUUAUUUGUGUCAAAAAUCGGCUGUUUUUCAAUGUUUUUAAUAGAAACAUUUUUUUUUCUAUGUGUAGGUCACCCGUUAGGAGGAAGGAUCGCUCCCCGGGCAGAAGACCAACAUCUCCACCGAGGGGAGGAAGCAGAUCACCCAGAACCAGGAGGAGCCGCAGUCCUCCACGGGGAGCUGAGGCCAGAGUCAAACGGGUGAUUAGGUUUCAUUUUAUGUAGAAGAAUGGGGUUAAAGAGAUAUUCCGGCGUUAAAAUAAUUCAGGGUCAAACACAUCGUAACACCGAGGUUAGACACCCCGUCGAGAGAUGAAUGCUGCAGACCGCUUGCUUCUGUAGUUAUACCAACUUUAGUAACGACCGCAUAAUAGCAAUACACAGCGGUCUGAGGAGCCAUACACAAACCUCAACCAAAACGCCACUCUAUAGCCACAAAUAAUGCUCAGAACAGCACCUAACUUCAUCAACAGUACAUAUAUAGGGUCCCAGUCAUAGCAUUAGACAUCAUAUAUCUUUUUAACUUUGCAUGAUUUCUUUAGCAAAGAGACUAAACACAACUCACCUACUCUCUUCCAGCAGCCGCUUGUUUGUGCUAAAGAAAUUAGGCAAAGCUAAGAAGAUGUUUGGUGGCUAGUACUAUGGCUAGGAACCUAUAUGUACUGUUGAUGAAGUUAGGUGCUGUUCUGAUCAUUAUUUGUGGCUAUAGAGUGGCGUUUUGGUUGAGGUUUGUUUAUGGCUCCUCAGACCGCUGUGUAUUGCUAUCCUGCGGUUGUUACUAAAGUUGGUGUAACUAGAGAAGCAAGCGGUCUUUAACAUUCAUCUCUUAAGGGGUUGUCUAGCUCGGUGUUACGGUGUGUUUGUAAAUUAACUUUAUGCCGGAAUACCCCUAAACAGUGAGUGCUGGGAUCUGAUAAUUCAGCCCUAUACAGAGUCUAGGUGACCUUCAUCCUCACUGGUUUGGUAAUUCAUGUUCUCAAGUGUCUGAGUCCACUAUUAGAACCAUCCAAUCUCCCCGUACCAUCUGUAAGGAUCACUUUGAGCCUGUUUUGAACAAACAGAAUAGAGUCCUUGGACUGUGUUGAUAGCAUUUAGUGGGAGGAUACAAUCUAAUGCUUGUGCUUUCAGUUUUCAAAGCAGUACAGAUGCAGCUAAAAAAUGAAUGUCCUUAACAAGUUGAAUUUUCUUUAAAUUAAUUCAAAUAGUGAAACUAAUGAACAAACUUGAUUUAUCACAUUAAAAAUGUAAAAUAUAUGUUAAGACUGUAUUCAACAUUGCUUGAAUUUUGAUGAUCGUGGCUUACAGCUCAUGAAAAUAAAAAAUUCACUAUCCCAGAACUUUGAGAUAUGGUGAGAAAGUCCAGUUUCUUGUCAGUUACUUCAGUCCUGAAAAGUUUUCUCAUUGGCUCAUUGACUGAACACCUGUAAAGGUGUGUGUGAUGAUCAAGAAUAUGUGGAGUUUCACUUUUUGAAUUAAAUUCUGAGGAAAAUCAGUUUUUUGGUUCAUUGGGAUUUUAUUCGAGCCUCACCUGUAUGUGGUUAUUUUUGACCCAGUUUCUCCCUCUUGAGGAAGACACCUUUGAGUGUACUAAUAAUGAUAAAAAUAAUGAUGAAAUUGAAAAUCUUUAUUUUGAUUUAAUAGAUUUUUGUGAUCGUAACUUACAAAGACUUCCAACAGUCAGAGGGGAGACCUGGGUAUUAAGAACAUUUUAUCACAAGCAGAAAAGUAUUAAACAAGAGCUCGACAAAUAAAAAAGAGUCUGAUUUAACUUUAGUAAGAGGAAAAUAAACAAUCAGACUGAAAAUAUCAGAUACUUCUAUGUGAAAUUAACCUUUUCUGUGCUGGAUAUCUGUUAGGAGCGAGAGGAGCCUCGAGGAAGUGGUGAUGAGCGGAGGAGAAGAAACAACCAGCCAGAGGAGAGACGGAGCAGAUGGGAAUCAGACAGACCGCAGGACCGAGAUCGCAGCAGAGAUCGACACAGAGAACGGGACGCACUUGCCUCUCAACAAGCAGAGAGACAGCAGCACGAUGAGCGCCGCAGGGAAAACCGUCAGCGCCGCGAAGAAAACCAAGAGCAGGAUUUCGGUAGGGCGGAAGAAGAAGAUGACGCAACAGACGCCGCUCCUGCUGAGAAAGAGAAGCCCAACUUUGGACUGUCGGGGGCGCUAACAGAAGAUACAAACACAUUCCGGGGAGUUGUGAUCAAGUACAAUGAGCCACCUGAGGCUCGUAUUCCCAAACGCAGGUGGCGACUGUACCCUUUCAAAAACGACGAACCCCUCCCAGUCAUGUACAUCCACAGACAGAGUGCCUAUUUGUUGGGGCGGCAGAGAAAGAUCGCUGACAUCCCUAUUGACCACCCAUCCUGCUCCAAGCAGCAUGCAGUUUUCCAGUACAGGUAAGACAGACAUUCAUCAAUAUAAUGUUCAAUCCAUUAUUUGUGACAUCAAACUAGGAUCAGUUUCAACAAAUGACCGUUUCUGUCUGUUUUUGCAGACUGGUGGAGUUUACACGAGCAGAUGGCACCUCUGGCCGCAGAGUCCGACCUUACAUCAUUGACCUAGGCUCCGGUAACGGCACCUACCUGAACAACCAGCGCAUCGAAGCCCAGCGUUACUACGAGCUCAAAGAAAAGGACGUCCUCAAGUUCGGCUUCAGCAGCCGCGAGUACGUCCUCCUGCACGAGUUCUCCGAUACAACUGAAGUGGACGCAAAACAAGAAGAGGAAGAAGACGACGAGGGCCUGGAUGAGUAAUCGGUCCUCAAAAACUGUUUUUUUAUCCCCCCUGAGAUCAGUCAACUCAAAUAACCUCACAUCAAAGUUGAUUCAACUGUCGUCUCUGCAGGGAACAGAACAAUCCAUCGAUGAUAAGAGGGACUUGAUUACAGCAAUGAAACACGGCCGGUUUGUAUUUUAUGAAAUUUCCAAACUGUUGCUCAAACCUGCCACAACUGUCUCUAAGAAGACUUCCUAUUCUCAGGUUGUUUGUGUAAUGUCUGAGUGAUGCACCACAGAUCUCUCAUUAGUAGUGCUCACGUUAUUAAGUGCUUGGUGCCAGAUGGAGAUACCCCACCAAGUCAAAUAGUCUCUAUUUUUGGAUUACAAAGUUUAGCUGAGGACUCCUCCUGCAUCUCUGUCUAUGGGCUAUAUAUGUCAUUGUACAUGCUACAUGGAAUGUGAAUACUGAUUCAUGUUUGUAAGCGUUGAUUAUUUUUCAGAGUCAAAUAUUACUGACAUACAACUUGUGAUGACAUUGCCUUUUUUUUGCUUUGUAGUGCAGGGAAAAAGUUGAUGCUAUUGUGUGUUCAAGGACUGCCCCCUUUUAUUUUUGAAGCCCGCAGCAUUUAUAGUCAACUUUGAUUUAUGUACUGUAAAUAAAGACAGUGAAAGUUUGCAGUCUCAAGAGUCUUUUUGAAGAG